Synchiropus splendidus (mandarinfish) is the source of this 7591-nucleotide messenger RNA. Its product is annotated as contactin-3-like. Gene Ontology annotation, biological process: brain development; cell-cell adhesion. The transcript is spliced from 23 exons. Gene Ontology annotation, molecular function: cell-cell adhesion mediator activity. The coding region runs from base 452 to 3532 and encodes 1026 amino acids. The record is from RefSeq and is a predicted model, not a curated record. NCBI's taxonomy places the organism in Eukaryota, Metazoa, Chordata, Actinopteri, Syngnathiformes, Callionymidae.
GUGCUGCCCACUUCUUCUUCUUCUUCUUCCUCCACCACCUCUUCUCCUUCCUUCCCUGCCCAGAUGCGCAUCAUCAGCGACCGGUCGCUCUUCGUGUUCUCCACUCACAACCACGCGUGUUGGACGUGAGAGGGAAGAUUUAAUUUCAGCCACCGCAAAACAACGUGGGUGUCGUGCGUGUGCGCGCUCCGGAGCGUGUGUGCGUUUUUGUGAUGAGGAGCGAACGGAGGGACAUGACAAGCUUCUCGCUAUCUGGACAGAACCAUUGCACCUGAAAGAACGACCUUGCGCGCCUUUCCAUGGAGGAGACCUUUAAAACAUCUGAGAGCAGAAUCCCGUCCCUGCUGCUGAGAAACACCAGAUAAGAGGUCAAGCUUCCCUCAUUCUUAUAUCACAAGUGCCAUUUCAAAGCUCAUUGGAUGAGAGUCUCAUUCGCCCUUGGCUGCCAAAGAUGACGUUGCCAUGGAAACAGCUUCUCCUGUUAUCAAUCAUCGACUGUCUGGCAGAUUGUCUGGACAGCGGAUCCUUCCAUGGUCCCAAAUGGAGGAUGGAGCCCGGCGACUUGUUCAUCCCAGUGGAUUCAAUAGAGGAGGAAGCCACGCUGACAUGUGAUGCCAAGGGCACGCCGACGCCUCAGUACAGAUGGCUACUGAAUGGGACUCUCAUAAAUCUGGGCUUGGAUCCCCGGCGGCGUCUGUCCGGGGGCAACCUCAUUAUCAGCAGCCUGGACCGGUACCAGGACGGCGGCACCUACCAGUGCAUGGCUUACAACACUGUGGGAGCCAUCCUCAGCAGGAAAGCAAGUCUUCAGUUUGCAUACUUGGAUCAUUUUAAAGUCCACACCAGAAGCGCUGUGUCAGUCCGAGAGGGACAAGGAGUUGUGCUGCUUUGUGGAACACCCACUUCCUCAGGAGACCUCACAUAUGCAUGGGUCUUCAACGAGUACCCCUACUUUGUUCAGCAAGACAAUCGCCGCUUUGUCUCUCAGCAGACAGGAAACCUUUACUUUGCCAAGGUGGAGCCCACUGACGUGGGGAACUACACCUGCGUGGUGAUGAACAGCGUCACCAAGGGCAAAGUUCAGAGCUCUCCCACUUCUCUGAUCCUCAGGACAGACGGAGUGAUGGGUGAAUACGAGCCGAAAAUAGAAGUUAAUUUCCCAGACAAUAUACCCGCUUCUAAAGGAUCAACAGUUACACUGGAGUGUUUCGCUCUUGGGAAUCCAGUUCCAGAGAUCACAUGGAAGAGGGCUAAUGGAGUCCCAUUUCCCAGUAAAGUGAAAAUGAAGUAUGCCAACGCUGUGCUGGAGAUCCCCAGUUUCCAGCAGGACGACACGGGAGGGUACGAGUGUGUGGCUGAAAACAAGAUGGGGAAGAACACAGCCACUGGGCGACUGGCGUUCUAUGCAAAGCCUCAGUGGAUUCAGACCAUGAAGGACACAGCCCUGGCCAUCGAGGAUAGAUUGCAGUGGGAGUGCCGUGCCAAUGGAAAGCCCAAGCCUUCCUACACGUGGCUGAGGAACGGCCAACAGCUCCUCUCCGGGGACAGGAUCCAUGUGGAGGAUGGAGUCCUGACGGUGUCGGUGCUGACAAUAUCUGACGGCGGCAUGUACCAGUGUGUGGCCGAGAAUAAGCACAGUGUUAUAUAUUUUGCAGCUGAACUAAUGGUUUUAGCUUCUCCGCCAGAUUUCACUGGGAAUGUCCUCCGAGCAUUGCUCAAAGCCAAGGCAGGAACCACCGUGACCCUGGAGUGUAAACCUCAGGCCUAUCCCAUCGCCAGCAUUCUGUGGAAGAAAGGAAACCUUCCUAUCCACACCUCUGACAGGAUCACGCUCUCUCCAGAUGGAACGUUGCGAGUUGCCAAUGUGAGCAAAUCUGACGCAGGCAGCUACACGUGUUUCGCCAGGAAUAGAUUUGGCAUGUCGAGUACAACUGGAAGGCUUCUUGUAACUGACCCAACCCGAAUCACCCAGGGGCCGGUGGACAUGGAAAUCAUCGUGGGCGAGAGCAUCGUGUUACCCUGUCAAGUCACGAGUGACCCCGUUCUUGAUGUUUCCUUCUCCUGGGCCUUCAAUGGACAGCUCAUUGCCAAGGGUGACGGUCACUUUGAGCUAGUGGGAGGGAGAGCCGCAGGAGAUCUGAUGAUCAGGAACAUUCAGCUUUACCAUGCCGGGAAGUAUAUCUGUGUGGUGGACACCGACGUGGAGAGUCUGUCAGCUGUGGCUGUGUUGAUCGUCAAAGGUCCUCCCAGCCCUCCAGACACCGUGACUGUGGAGGAGGUGACAGACAGCACUGCACAGCUCGCAUGGAGUCCGGGAAGAGACAACGGCAGCCCUAUAACCAAUUACAUCAUUCAAACCAGGACUCCAUAUACAGUGGGCUGGCAGAGGGUCAACACAGUUCCAGAGACCAUCGACGGGAACACUCGUACUGCCACGGUGGUGGAUCUGAAUGCCUGGGUGGAGUAUGAGUUUCGGGUGCUGGCCCGAAACGGAGUUGGAGUUGGAGAACCGAGCCCUGUGUCAGUCAAGACCCGAACAGAGGACGCAGUUCCGGAUGCAGCACCGGGAGACGUCGGUGGAGGAGGUGGAAGCAGGUCUGAGCUUGUCAUCACCUGGGAGCCUGUCCCCGAAGAACUGCAGAAUGGUGAGAGCUUUGGCUACAUCAUUGCUUUCCGGGCAUUCGGCGACGUGAGCUGGACCCACGUGGCCACGUCGGCUCCCGGUGCGGCCCGUUACGUUUACCGCAACGACAGCAUCGCACCUUUCUCCCCGUUUCACGUCAAGGUUGGCACUUACAACAGCAAAGGACAGGGUCCGUUCAGUACUGUGGUCACCAUCUAUUCAGCGGAGACGGAGCCAAGUGGGACGCCGGUGGGAGUUUGGGCCAGAAGUGUCUCAGCCUCGGAGAUUGAGGUGAAUUGGCAGCCUCUCUCCUUCACCCCUGAAAGGGUCCUGGGCUAUGAGGUGGUGUACUGGGAGGACGACACCAAGCCCGAGACCAUGGGCAAGAUGAGGGUGCCCUGGAACCAGACCACGGUCACGGUGAGAGGCUUGGCUGGAAACACUCAAUAUUUCCUGACAGUCAGCGCCUUCAACACAGCCGGCACCGGCCCAUUCCUCCCUGCUAUCAAUGUCACCACCAAGAAGCCUGCGCCGUCCCAGCCGCCGAUGAAUGUUGAAUGGACUCUAAUUGGAUCACACCUCUCCCUGUUCUGGGAGCCGGUGGUGUCAAUGGAGUCGGAGUCAGAAGUCAGCGGAUACCAACUGUCGUUCAAGAGGAGCAAACACAAAGAAGUCAACACAGUCACAACAGUCAACACUACGUUAGUGCUGAAUCUCUCCGAGGACGACGACGACUACAUCAUCCACAUCCAAACACUGAGCGAGGGAGGCCUGGGCCCGGCGUCCGAUCCUGUUCGGAUCCACCAACAAAGUAUGAGUGCCCGAGGCUCCCGAGGCACCGCCGGCAGCGCCCCCCCUCUCCCCCUCCUCCUCUUCAUCGCAGUAUCAACAUUCAGGUCGACGUUGUGACACCAGAAUAGACUCUGCUCAACUCUUUAGGUGUUUUCUUUUCCUUCUCUUUCCCUCCUUUUGUUGGCUAGUUUGCGGGUUCGAGGCAGCACAAAAGCCAAGCACACUGUCAAUCACUUAUGAACAGUAAACGCGUUGGCUUUUUGUCCCCCCCACGACGACGAUUGCUCUUUCGGGAACAAUGCUCCAUUUUAACAGUUUAUUUCCACUUGAGAAUGAGAUGCCUUACUUCCAUUCAUGUGCCAAAGUAGUCUUCUUGUUGUAAACGUGAGAAUAACCGCUGCCGUUCUCAACCUUUUUUAUUGCUCUUAUUGUGGAAGGCGUCUGUGCGCCUUCUGGACAGCCAUGAUAAGGAUUUUUGGAGAUUUUUUUUCACUGGAAUCGGCCUGUGGGAACGUUAAUUCACCUGUGCCUUUGGUGAUUAUUGUACCAACGUCACUUAUUGACACAAGUGAGUGAUACAUGGUGUUUUUAGAACAAACUGCGGUUCCAUUAAGGGUUUGGUUGCGUUCCAGAUCAGAUUAGAACCCAUAAAACACCUCGCAGCAGCAGUGCUCGCCAUUUACCUUUCAUCGUUUGAUUAUAGAGAUGGAUGUAUCUCGGAGGCUUCUGAGGGUUUUAAUGUUUCCGAGCAGUUAUUGAGACGUUCCCGCUGAUGGAUCGGAUUUAACAGCGCAUUCAUGAACAUUACAUCUGCUGGUGUUCAGCGCUGAAGAGCGCUGGUAUUUUAUUCUGCCGCACCAGCGCCGCAAUAAUCAGUUAAUAGACAGGAAGCGCUUGUAAAGCAAAAGAGGAAGGAAUAAGAAGCGGGUCCCAAACUCCUGGUUCGUCACCUGCUCGACACUUAUCUGUCAUAAGGCUACACACGCACCCUGGUCUGCAGAGCACACGUGAUUCAGUGCAACACCCGGGCCCAGCAACAACAGCCUGCCAUGUCCCAUUACGUCUUAAAAAAUGGGAAAAGCUGAUCCGAGCGCACUAUUCUGCUCUCAAACAUGCAGAGCUACGUGCUUCUUUAAACGCCUGCUGCCAGCGUUUUCUUUUCCGGCCAGCCGCGAAAUAACAGCUGCGAUUUGGAAAACUGUGAUAAAAGAUUCUGACGUUUUUUGAUAUGCAGAGUGAGUUGACGGACAAGCAUUUUCGGGAGCUGGGAGAUGCCAGUUGAAGAAAUAGCAGUUAGGUCAGCAGAAUAUAAGAAAAUGGCUGGUUUAUUAAACUUUUCAGUCAGAAUUUUAACAUGAGUGAGCAGUCUUAAAAUUGUAAAUAAAACGACAAUUUGCUAAACAUAUAAAGACAAAAACAAAUGCUUUUUUUUGCUGAUGCAUAUUUUCCGACAAUAAAUAAAUAAAUUGGACUUUAAUUGGAAUUAACGCCUGGGAGCUGUAAUUCCAAAAUCCAGUGAAAAACCUGUGCGUGUCAAUCAAACUUUGUUUACAAAGGUAUGUGCCAAACGCAAGGCCUGGGGGCCAAAUCCAGCUCACUCUGCCACUUCCUGGGGCCCGCAGGAGUUUGGAAUUCAAGUCCACUAAAAGAUAAAGAAGCUAAGGUUUGGUGGACCUUUGGUGCUGUUAUUAUGAGUAACACUUAACUCCAAAUAAAUUAAUAAAGUAGACGUAAGCUGCGUUUUAACCAGCAUCAAUGGUCACAGUUUUAACCAGUUCAAUGAAGGGCGUUUUUAUGGAUCCUGACUUGAGGCCACCCGCUGGAUCUAAACCUUUUAAUGCAGCACGAAAUGAGGGAUACAAAUAUUUAACCUGAGGCAAAGUUAAAUAUAUAUGAAGUAACAUUGCAUCGGCCUCAAACUUUCCGAUUUUCAGGACUGCACUCCAACAAAUGGGAUGUAAAAGCAGCCGAAUAAUCAGGGGAAACACACUGUUCCCAGGCUGCUCUCACGCACAUCAUCAGUCACCGCAGGCAAGAUGAGGCGUCGAAACUACAGCCAUCUGUGUCCGUCUGAUCACUGAAGCCUCCAGUUUGUACGGCAAAGUGUUUGGUCAGCUGCGUUUUACUCUUCUGUCGGUCCCUUCUUCUCUCACAAAAGGGGCUUUUUUUUUCACCGUCAUAAGUGUUGUAUCUCAGCAAAACCCGUGUGCAGGUUCCUCAACCUGCCUGUCUCAAUAUUUCACACCCUUUAAACGACAGUAGCAGAUAUCUGUCAGCUCACAACGCAAGAGCUGUUUAACAGCCUGAAUGGAGGCGGAAAUGUGCCAAGACUUAACAGACAUUUACACUUUGGAAUAAAUUAGAACAGGCCUGAAGGGCAUCUGAGCAGUGGCACUAAUGACACCCGCACAUGAGCGAUAUAUCAGGAUUCAGGAAGGUCUAAAUCAGGACAUCAAGAUGAAGGAUACGGGUGUAUGAUGGAGGUCGGGGGGGGCUUGUCCUUACUCUACGUUGCCAUCAUCUAAAGCUGUUUGAGACCAUGCUGACCUUGUUUCUUGUUCUUGUUUUCGGGACACUUGAGAGGGAAGAAGCACCACCUGGUGUCAAAACACCACUCUGCUUUGAAAGCCAUGGGACAGGCAUCAUUAAAUUUCAGUCAGAAACACUCGGAAGUAUUUUGUGCAACUGCCACCAGGCCAGUCACCAGCACCAAAACCCGCUCACUGAUGAUCUUCUCUCUCAAUGUCAUCGCCAAGCUGCAUUUGUUUUCCUGCCUGUAUGCUUCUUUUUAAUGACCUCCAUUCAUCAGAAACAAACUUGUUGACGAUCAAAUGUGAUCAGAUGUUUACUUGGAAGCAGCAUCUUUCUAAUUUAUCGCUCCUAUCCUGUUUGAACUGGUGUCUUUUGGGUACAUUUGAAGCAUUGCCAGCCUUUGUUUUGUAAUGUAUCAGUACUGUGGAGAUGUGUGACUAGCGCGAGCGCCGCCAAGCUCUCGCCACAUUGUUCUUACGACUUGGACUUUUUUUCUGAUGUCUAAUGAUGCUGAGGAGUUGACAUAGAGGUCAAGUGUUGCUUUCGGAAACAAGCUUGUGAAGACUCACCGUCUUGUGGGGACCUCGGAAUGGGAGUCACGGUUUGAUGCAAGCAAAGUGGUCAGUCAAGAGGAGCGUUUGGAGUGCAUUUUAGAGAGACUUGGAGUAUAGCUUUUCUAAGAAAAUAAUCAUCCCUUUUUACUUGAUGUGUGAGAUAUUGGAUACUUUGAAUCCCUGUUUCACUCAGAGAUGAGAUAAGCACCGAUUUGGCUCUUUAUUUGGGGUUUUAAAGGAAAGGUAUGAAGUUUUUUCAAGCCUUUAUUGUCAUUAAAGGCUUACAAAAUGUAAACCUAUAGUCACCCACGGAAGGUGCAGCAGCACUGUCCAAUAGUUUUAUCUGAACAGUGAGAUAAUAUAAGUCAUAUAUUUAUCAAACUCUCCUGACAUUUGCCCCGCCUCUUCCCUGCUCUCACCGCAAUGAGAAAGAGUGAGCGAAUUGUUGCGGCACAGCUCUGAAGGCGGGGCUUCUGGAGACACUGAACCAAGUGGCUGGUUUUGUCAAGGUCUCUCACUAUUUUUGAAAGAAAAUACUGUUGCUCAUCACAAGUGAUGAUGUACAUAUUAUAGGCUUCCUUGAAUGAUUUUCCAGCCAAACCGUGACUUCCAAACGUAGGUUUGGAAAAUACAUACGAGCAUCCGCACACACACUGCAUGUGUUCUCGGCCCCCUACUGAGCUCCGUGACCCAUUUUGGGAAUUUGAUUCAAUAAAACCCUUUAACACACAGCUGCUAUCACACACAGGCUUUUAUAACGCAGUGACUUGAGCACUACCUGUUACAAGGUGGUCUGUCAACGCUCAGCUGUUCAUUUCGCCUUUUAUACAUUCAAUUUUCUCGCAGUUUUAAAGGUGAGAAUUGGGUCGACGUACACGCCACAAACAAUAUUCACGCGAUUUCGGUGACAACGCUUGGCCUUUCUGUCGUGACUAUGAGUAUAUUCGUCGUCCGGCUGAUCUCUGUGAGAUUGUGGCAGCGAGGUUUUCACAUUGAAACGUCAUCAGCUGAUCUGGACAUGCUGAAGCUGUGCAUGUAUGACAUUGUUUGGUGCAUUUGUGUUUUUUAAAUGAGGGAGUUAAUAAAAACA